Molecule: messenger RNA, 3408 nt
Organism: Sander lucioperca (pikeperch)
Lineage: Eukaryota; Metazoa; Chordata; Actinopteri; Perciformes; Percidae
Product: leucine-rich glioma-inactivated protein 1-like
Exons: 8
Coding region: 489-2126 (545 amino acids)
Biological process (GO): myelination
Molecular function (GO): protein binding
Source: RefSeq, a predicted model, not a curated record
GUGUGCGUCUGCGCAAAGGCAGCAAUCCGCUGGCUCAUGUCAGAGCUUGAUCAUUUCCCCCAGCUGAUUCACGAAAAUUUACACCAUUCCGUUGCGUAGCCUAUUGGGCUCCGGGAGGUCGACACGGAGAGUGUAGCGUUUGCUGAAAUCAUAGGCGUGGUUUUGGAUGGAGAAGAUGCUCCGUCUGCUCCCGCUGGCAUCCCCACCUGCCCUCACACCACGUUUGUCACCGCGCCAGCUGGUAUUUUUCUGAGUUUGAGCCAGAUUUUUGUCACGGGGGUAUAUUGAUUUUUCGUCUGGGGGUGAAGUGUAAUUACAGCGCCGUGGACGUACGGUUUAAUCACCUCCAAAGUGUGCAGGACAGGAGCGGACAGCGCGUCGCUUGGCCUCCAGGCAGCCGCAGCAGUGGAAAAGGAACCACAGCGGAGACCCUGGUUCAUGUGUAGGGCUGUUCGACUCGCAGGUCGUGCCCGCAGCGGUUCGCAAGGAUGGUAAAUACACGCAAGAUUCCCAAAAGAUCGCCCUGGCUUUGCGUACUUGUAGUGGCGUCUCUUUUACUCGUAGUGGACAGCAAGAGAGCCAGACCGCCUCGCUGUCCCUCAUCAUGUACAUGUACCAAAGAUAACGCGUUGUGUGAAAGCGCAGGAGUGAUCCCUCGCAGCUUUCCACCCGAUGUCAUAUCACUAUCAUUCGUCAAGUCUGAGUUCACUGAAAUCCCAAAAGAGAGCUUCAUCCACACACCUGCCCUGCAUCUCCUCCUCUUCACAGCCAACAACCUGGAAUCUAUAAAUGAGGAUGCUUUCCUUGGUCUUCCUCAUCUGGAGUAUCUGUUCAUUGAAAACAACCAAAUCAAGUCAAUUUCACCACAUGCUUUCCGUGGACUGAAAACUCUAGUGCAUUUGAGUCUGGCCUACAAUAAUCUGGAGACUCUGCCCAAAGAUUUGUUCAAAGGUCUUGAGGCCUUGACGAAAGUAGACCUUCGAGGGAACCAGUUCACCUGUGACUGUAAGCUGAAGUGGUUGGUGGAGUGGAUAUACAGCACCAACGCUACAGUAGAUCAGAUUUACUGUAAAGGCCCGGCCUCACAACUGGACAAGAAGAUCAAUGAUCUGGCACCGCAGUCCUUCGACUGCAUCACUACAGAGUUUGCUUCCUACCAGUCCCUGAAGUUUGAAUCCAUAUCUGUGGAGGCAUUUUCCUUUGGGAAUGACCAGUAUGUGGUGUUUGCCCAGCCCUUCAUUGGGAAAUGCAGCUUUCUAGAGUGGGAUCAUGUGGAGAUGGUCUUUAGAAACUUUGACGACAUUGACAGCACAUCCACAGUGAUUUGCAAACCUCUGGUCAUUGACAACCAGCUCUUUGUCAUUGUGGCUCAGUUGUUUGGUGGCUCACACAUCUAUAAGCGUGACACCUCUGCCAACAAAUUCAUUAAGCUCCAAGGCAUUGACAUCCUCAAAAUCCGCAAACCAAACGAUGUGGAGACGUUCCGCAUUGAUGGAGAAUCCUUCUUCGUCAUAGCAGACAGCUCCAAGGCCGGCUCCACCACCAUCUACAAGUGGAACGGCAAUGGCUUCUACUCUCACCAAUCGCUCCACCCGUGGUACCGGGACACCGAUGCGGAGUACAUGGAGAUCUCCUCCAAACCUCACCUGAUCCUGUCCAGCAGCUCUCAGAGGCCAGUCAUCUACCAGUGGAACAAAAGCACCAAGCUGUUUGACAGACGCACCGACAUCCCAGAGAUGGAGGACGUCUACGCUGUGAAGCAUUUUCAGGUCAAAUCCGACCUCUUCAUCUGUCUGACGCGCUUCAUCGGCGACUCCAAAGUGAUGCGCUGGGAUGGAGCCCUCUUUAGAGAAUUGCAGACCAUGCCAUCUCGUGGCUCCAUGGUGUUCCAACCCUUCUCUGUGGCCAGCUGGCAGUACGCCAUCCUGGGCAGCGAUUACUCUUUCACCCAGGUGUACCGCUGGGAUACCAAGAAGGGCGAGUUUGUCCAUUUCCAGGAGGUGAACAUCCAGGCACCAAGGGCCUUCUCUCCAGUCUCCAUAGACAACCGGCAGUUCCUGCUGGCCUCCAGUUUCAAAGGGAAAACUCAGAUUUAUGAGCACCUGGUCAUUGAUCUGAGCAACUGAGCGAUUGUUUUCUUGACUGGUUGGGUGGUUGUUUGAGUGGUUUCUGUGUUUAGGGAUGGCUGUUGCAGCAGAUCCAGACAACACUGCAACAACACCUAGGUGAUCCUAACUUGAGCAAGGCAGGCAUUACUCUUCUUUUUUAUCAUCCAUUAAAAUUAGUGCAUGAAUCAUGUAACGAUAAAUACAUGUAUCUCAACCAAAGCUACUUGGCUGAGAUGCAUGUUGAGUUCAAUGCAUGCACCUCAAGUUAGGAUUAGACCCAAUAUGUUGUCAGGACAUUAAUGCAUGACCAGGGCCUUACACAGGCCAUCCCAUCCUGAUGAAUGCAUCACCCAUGCUCAUUAAUCCAUUAACUCUUGCCAGUAGGUUAUUUUUUGUGUUCAGCUUUUCAUGUGACUCAGCAAUGUUUAUACAUUUGUAAUCUCAUAUAUUUAUCUACAGAAAGUAAUAAUGAAAUAGUACUUUUUAACCUAGUACUUUUUAACCUAUUAACAUGUUUAACUGAACAAAUCUGCCAAAACGAAAUGUUUACAUUUUUCUGUCUUUCCACUUGUACGCUAAAAGAUUUGUACAUGAAGCUUUUGUAAGUUUAAGAAGGACCACACUGAUUAGAUACAUAUUUGUUAGAGAGAAUUAUUUAAAAUCUUAUGUUUAUAAUUUGGAAAAUAUCAACAGAAAUGUUGUGUGAGAAUCUACCUGUGAAUCUUUUCAAUUUACAUUUUUAUCGUUAAUGGUUUGUAUAAUGUUUAAAGUAUUAAGAAUUACAGUUUUUCAUAAGAAGUAUGGAAAACAUUUUGGGCACACACAGAACUAUUUUCACACACUUAAAGGACCUGAAAUGAAAAACUGAGGAUAUUGUUCAUAAUGCUUUACCUUUGACUAACAUGUAUGCAAAACACAUCAAUUGUGUCAUGAUUAGGAUUAAGUUAUUGACUAAUAUAAUGCUAUAUAGAUUCAAUAAAGGUUUACAUUAUUAACUGUUACAUCUCAUCUGAGCUCCCUGCUGGCACUGUGUAGCAUGUUGUUUCAGAGUGAAUGCCAACACCCAGUCCUCUAAGCAAACAACUCGCACUAACACAUCUACUUCAUCGCUUGAGGGAAAUUGUCGUCUUGAAGUUAGCUGUGUAACUAUGGAUUCAGAUCUGAGAAAUAAAAUAAAAUAAAUACAAACAAAUAAAAUCCUUUUUAUUUUCUCCAACAAAGUGCACGCCUCAAUUCUACAAAGCAGCACAUUACAAUGUAAUGGAAUAAAUACAAUAAAAUCCGCUGAAUAAAAAAAAAA